Molecule: messenger RNA, 2680 nt
Organism: Colletotrichum scovillei
Lineage: Eukaryota; Fungi; Ascomycota; Sordariomycetes; Glomerellales; Glomerellaceae
Exons: 2
Coding region: 798-2540 (580 amino acids)
Cellular component (GO): cytoplasm
Molecular function (GO): oxidoreductase activity, acting on NAD(P)H; 2 iron, 2 sulfur cluster binding; flavin adenine dinucleotide binding
Source: RefSeq, a predicted model, not a curated record
UGGCACAAGCAACAGCAUCGUCUUGGGGAAGGUGGUUGCCGCCGCUACCUUAAUCCCGGGAGAUCCUUCCCUGUGGAGGAACGAGCUCACUGUCAUGGCGUCAUCAUUGAAUCGUCCAAUUUUGGGGAGGAAGUUGCGUCCAUCUCUGCCUCGUACUUGCACGUCUCCCUAGGUACAGCGUAAGGUACCUACCUACAUUCUCGCGUCUUUCUAACCAUCUCAUUGACAAAAAUCUGCAGCCAUUGAGAGCUUCCCUCAAAACGCAGCGCAUGAAUGAUGAUGCUCUGAAUCCUCACCACUCUCCAUCGCCCGACGUUACAAACACAAAAACACUGCCCGCCUUCUUGAACCCCUCCAUAAACACAACCCCGGUCAAAGACGAGUCAACCUUACCUUGCAGAGUAUUGUCACCAAUCUGAAGACGCGAAUCCCCAUCGACUUUCCCCAUCUCUCAGCAGACCGCCUACCAUCACGUCUUGCCUCAUCCCACCUUACCCCAGUUACAGCAUACUUACCGCAACAUCUCUGUCUACCUGUCACCCCCGGAAGCUUUUACCUUCCAGUUGCCAUCUGCCUAGCAUUCCUCUAUUAGGAUACUUAGCUCCCACACUACAUCUGGGAAUACCUAAGUAGUCUUGGCCCCGUGUGCUUUGUUAUCUGACCCCCUCCCUCCGCCCCGGCGCUUUACAUCAGCAGCUGUCAGUCGGAGUCGGAGUACCCCUCGACGGUGACCGUAACGUCUUCCCCUCUCUUUCGCCUACCCUUCUACUCGUUGCUCCCCUCCCCCUCCAUCCUUCAUGCAAACCACCAAAUUCCUCCUCCCUCUCCGCCACCAAGUAAGAGUAUCUUUCUUAUUCCGACAAACGACGCAAAAGAACCCAUUUUCGCAUAGCGCACGAGCCAUGGCCGACUACAAGCUCAAGUCCGUCUCCUCGCUGUCUCUCAAGCCGGGGGACAAGCAGGAGGUUGAAGUCGAGGGAAUCGAGGGCGCAAAGGUUCUCCUCCUCAACGCUGGCGGCAGUAUCCAGGCUGUUGGUCCCAAAUGCACCCACUUUGGCGCACCACUCGUAAAGGGAGUCUUGACCACCUCUGGUCGCUUGACAUGUCCCUGGCACGGAGCUUGCUUCAAUGCCAAAACUGGUGAUGUCGAAGACGCACCUGCUCUCGACGCCCUUCCCGUCUUCAAGGUCACCGAGCGCGACGGCGCAGUCUACAUUUCUGGCGAAGAGGCCGCUAUCAAGGGCGGUCGCCGCAAGCCCAACUUCAAGUGCAAUGCCGCCGGUGGUGCCGACCAGGAAAAGGUGGUCAUUGUUGGUGGAGGCUCUGGUGCUCUCGGCGCUGUUGAGGGUCUGCGCAACGGCGGCUACGACGGUCCCUUGACCAUCAUCUCCUCUGAAGGCUACUUCCCCAUUGAUCGCACAAAGCUGUCCAAGGCUCUCCUGACCGACGUCAACGCCCUGCAAUGGCGCGAUGAGGCCUGGUAUAAGAGUGGCUCUGUCGACUGGGUCGCCGACGAGGUCACAGACGUUGACUUUUCUGACCGUAAGGUCACCACCAAGAAGGGCGACAGCAUCCCCUAUACCAAGCUCAUCCUGGCCACCGGCGGUACGCCGAGAAACCUGCCCCUCCAGGGGUUCAAGGUUUUGGGCAACAUCUUCACACUCAGAACCGCCCACGACACGCAAAAGAUUGUCAAGGCCAUUGGCGACAAGGGCAAGAAGAUUGUCAUCGUCGGAUCCUCCUUCAUCGGUAUGGAGGUUGCCAACGCCACCGCCAAGGAGAACACAGUUACCGUCAUCGGCAUGGAGAAGGUCCCUCUGGAGAGGGUUCUUGGCGAGAAGAUUGGCGCUGGCAUCCAGAAGAGCCUGGAAAAGAACGGCGUCAAGUUUCAUAUGAAUGCUGGCGUCGACAAGGCAGAGCCGUCCGCCACAGACGCUGCCAAUGUCGGCGCGGUAUACCUCAAGGAUGGCACCAAACUCGAGGCUGAUCUAGUGAUUCUCGGUGUUGGUGUCGCCCCCGCUACUGAAUUCCUGAGGGAGAACAAGGUCAUCAGAUUGGAGGACGAUGGCUCGAUCAAGACUAACGAGAACUUUGAGAUUGUUGGCCUCAAGGACGUGUACGCCAUUGGCGAUAUUGCGACAUACCCGUACCACGGUCCUGGAGGCGACGGCCGGUACACUCGCAUUGAGCACUGGAAUGUCGCCCAGAACGCUGGUCGCUCCGUUGCAAACAACAUCAUCAACUCAGCCGUCAAGACGCCGCACUUCAUCCCCGUCUUUUGGUCCGCAUUGGGCUCACAGCUGAGAUACUGUGGUAACACCGUCGGCGGAUGGGACGAUGUCGUGAUCCAAGGCAAUGUGGAAGAGUCGGCGUUUGUUGCGUACUACACAAAUGGCGAGACGGUUGUCGCCAUGGCCUCCAUGGGCAAGGACCCCGCCAUGGUUCAGUCGGUAGAGUUGAUGUCCCUCGGAAAGAUGCCUUCGAAAUCGGACCUGGCCAAGGGUCUCGACAUCACCACUAUCGGUCCGUUGGAGGCAUGAUUUUGUAAACAGGACUUUUGUGCAUUUCCGGGUGUACACGGGAGGGAUGUAGGACGUAAUCUAUGGCGUAAUUAGGUAGGCUUCAAGGCAUGCAAUGAGCACACAAUUCAAUGAAUUCGAUUAACAAGGGAUGUUUGUGA